AUGGAACCUCUGCCAGGAUGGGGGUCUUCACCCUGGAGCCAGGCCCCUACAGACAACACCUUCAGGCUGGUGUUGUGUGUCUUCCUUUUGAACUUCCUGCAGUGUAUCUCUGUCCAGCCCUUGUGCAGAGAGGAGGAGUAUUCUGUGGGGGGCGAGUGCUGCCCCAUGUGCAACCCAGGUUACCAUGUGAAGCAAGCCUGCAGUGAGCGGACAGGCACAGUGUGUGCCCCCUGUCCCCCACAGACAUACACUGCCCAUGCAAAUGGCCUGAGCAAAUGUCUGUCCUGCGGAGUCUGUGACCCAGACAUGGGCCUAGUGACCUGGCGGGAGUGCUCCAGCCGGGAGGACACUGUGUGCCGCUGCAUCCCAGGCUAUUUCUGUGAGACUCAGGAUGGGGACCACUGUUCCACCUGCUUGCCGCAUACCACCUGCCCUCUGGGACAGAGAGUACUAAAGAGAGGUAAUCAUAGCCAGGACACUGUAUGUGCUGACUGCCUGACAGGAACCUUCUCACCUGGAGGAAAUCAGGAGGAAUGUCUGCCCUGGACCAAGUGCAGUUCAUGGAUUCAGAAAGAAGCAGAACGUGGGACCAGCAGCACAGAUGUCACCUGCUCCUUCUCCUGGAAAUUCUAUGUCGUUUUGUUCAUCUCUUUGGCUCUUUUGGCGGCUUUACUAGCAGUCUGCAUCUACUUUGGAAGAAAAAUACUGCAUACCAGACAGGUGGCCCAGGAACUGGAGCCUUUGCAGGGGCAGAAACAAGACAACACUGUCAAGUUGCCAGUCACCGAGGUUGGGCUCGCUGUGGCCGAGGAAGAGACAGCUUUCAACUGUGUGGAUUCUGUGUGAUAAGACACCUGAGAGGCCCUAGUGGGAAACUUCCAUAUGCCUGUGGAGCGUGGCUGCUGCCCUGGGCUGCUCCAGUACCAUGCAACAGUGGAGAUGAGGUUUUAGCUCAGAGUCGAGGAGUUGCUUUACCAUUCUUACUGUUAAAUGGGGUCCAGGGGUCUCUACAUUUUCCCAUCUGUUCCCAUGUGCCCCUUCACCCAAAUCCUUGGAGGUGGUAAGCCAAAACCUCCGGUGUCAAUAGCAGCUACCACUGGCCCUACUGCCCAGCUCUUCCAGUCAGUCCAGAACAGCUCAGUCUAAACCCUAGGCUUCUGCCAGUUCUGGAUAUGUUAAGCCCAGGCCUGAUCGUCUGUUGGGCUGGUGAGCCCUGCGUCCUGGAGCUGGGGUGUACCUAGUGAGAUGUGAACAAGGCAUUAGGGGAUUCGUUUAUUUUGGGGGUCCAAGCUAUAUUCCCAGCAAUAUUUUCAUUUUUAUUUUGAGGAGGAGUCCUAUGAAGCUGUCAGGACUCAUCCUGUAUCUCAGGCUAGCCUUAGAUUUGAUCCCCUACCU
Messenger RNA from Cricetulus griseus (Chinese hamster), 1395 nucleotides. Lineage: Eukaryota; Metazoa; Chordata; Mammalia; Rodentia; Cricetidae. The record is from RefSeq and is a predicted model, not a curated record.